Messenger RNA from Anopheles funestus (African malaria mosquito), 3854 nucleotides. RefSeq lists its product as uncharacterized. The coding region runs from base 637 to 1527 and encodes 296 amino acids. The record is from RefSeq and is a predicted model, not a curated record. Gene Ontology annotation, biological process: carbohydrate metabolic process. NCBI's taxonomy places the organism in Eukaryota, Metazoa, Arthropoda, Insecta, Diptera, Culicidae. The transcript is spliced from 8 exons. Gene Ontology annotation, molecular function: isomerase activity; carbohydrate binding.
CGCUUCUCCUCCAAAGCUGCCAUUCAUUUCAAACGGUUUCGUGUUCCGGUGCAGACGUACAUUUAGUGUAGCUCCGCUCGUGACCGUGUGCGUGUUUCUGGUGUGUAUGUACCCACUGCCGUGCCGUUGUCGUAAAGGAAGCCAAGUGCGCGUUCUGCGGCAAAAUACCUAUUGCCAGUUCUCCCGCUUCCUUAGUGGAAAAGUAAAAGUGUCAUCGAUCGAAAAGCGCAUUGUGUGAGUGUGUGUGUGUAUGUGUGUAUGUGUGAGAAAAACCCCGUUUGAGCAAAAGGGUGAAAAAAGUGAAAGUGCACCCGAUUACCAGUUCAGGGGGGAAACAUCCUUCCAGGAAAUUGUAUUUCUGUAGCCAGUGUGGGGCUACAAAUUUUCUUCCCCACGCGCACAAGUUUUUGUCCGUCCAUAGUUUUGUGCCUUUAUUUUCGUUCAACGGUUCCGGGCCAAUCGCCCCCACCCACCCCCGUGCCCAUCCCUUUUUGUGGAGGGCGAAAGACUACUUAGACUCCGGGUUUCCGUUUUCCGUCGUGGUGGUGCAGGUGGUUAGGCUGUGGUAGCCUCCCCCAACGGGAUUGAUAGUCCCACCGUUUUUCACGUGACCACCGUAAACGUGCAGCAGUGUACAUGUGUGACCAGGGCAAGCGAAAGAAAAAGGAAAAAUUCCAGUACAACAAAUCGAUCAUGGCCGCCACAAGUGUGGUGGUCCUCGAUCGGGGCAACAAUACGACCUGCACCGUUAAUUUACACGGUGCAACCGUAGUGUCCUGGCGAGUAAAUAAUCAAGAACAGCUGUUUGUGAGCAAACUAGCAGUUUUUGAUGGGAAGAAGGCAAUCCGUGGUGGUAUACCUUUCAUUUUUCCCCAAUUUGGUCCCUGGAAUUUUGGUCCACAGCACGGUUUUGGCCGAGUGGUACGAUGGACACUGGAGCGUGCCCCGGAACGGUUACCGAGUGGAGACGUGGAAGCAGUCUUCAGCCUAAUGGACAACGAAAUAACCCGCUCGAUGUGGAACUAUCCCUUCCGUAUUACGUACCGGUUGAUUCUACGCGAGAAAGAACUCCACUUUCACAUCGGCGUGUACAACCCGAGUAAAGACAUGACCUUCUCGUUUAAUCUACUGCUCCACACUUACCUAAAGGUGCCGGACGUACGCCGGUGUCAGAUCACGGGAUUGAACGGUUGUACUUUCAUCGAUAAGACACGGGACGGAGCCAUCUAUCAGGAGGGUCGUGACGCGGUGACAAUCAACGAAUGGACGGAUCGGAUCUAUCAGCACACGCCCCAGGAACACAUAAUCACGAACGUUGUGUCCGGGCGCAAGAUGCGUCUGCAGAAGUACAAUUUCCCCGAUACGGUCGUGUGGAACCCGUGGAUGGAGAAGGCACGCGAAUGUCAAGACUUUGGUGAUGAUGAGUACCCGAACAUGAUUUGCGUCGAGGCCGGGCACGUUUCGACACCGGUCAUUCUGCUGCCCGGCACCGCGUUUGAAGCAUCACAAAUACUUCAGGUUAUGUGAGUGGAAACCCCGGGAGGUGCUGUCACCCGCAGUAAAGGUUCCUCCCGAGCAAAAUCCAAAAAGAAUCAGCAGCAACAACAGCAACAGCAGCAACAACAACAGCAGCAGCAACAACAACAGCCACAGCAACCGCAAUCUCAACAAAACCAACAACAAAAUAAUCAACAGCAGCAGCAGCAGCAGCAACAACAACAGCAGCAGCAACAGCAGCAACAACAGCAGCAGCAACAGCAGCUUCAACAACAGCAACAACAGCUGGCAACGAAUGCUGCAGCGCUGUGGCAAGUGCCAGCUGCUGCGGCAGCCGCCGCUGCCUGCUGGAACAAUUAUGCCAACUUCCAGACGGCUGGAGUGUUGGCGUUCAAGAUGCCACCGUCCUGUGGCGGACUCUGUGGUCCGCAAACCAAUUGCGAGCUGUGUUCGUUAAAUUCAAACUAGAAUCCGUACUAGAAUCGUCGUAUGCUGCAAUGCGCUAGGUUGUGCUUCUUUUUGUGCGCAAAUUGUUUUCCAAUUGCGUUUAGGUCAACGGUCUGCCGGUUUGCUUCCGGUAUUGGUUCCUGUGGGAGAAAUUGGACUGCUCUGUAAGAAGAAUGAGGCCAAAUUUGUCAAAUUCCGAGCGUUUUAUAUGGACGAGAUAUUUCAUGUUCAGUUUCUUACAGGAAAAACCAAUGCGGAGAUAACCAACAAGCAGAUGUGGCCUAGGAUUUUGCUCAAGAAAGUGUCAAUGAAAGGGUUUUUAUUUUUUUCUUUAUUUGUAUUUCACUAGUUAACUUUACUUUAAGUAUCAUAAAUAAUCGUAUUCGUUGUUAGGACGUACAUUCGGCUAGAGGAGAGGAACAAAAAACAAAAGAACAAACAUUGCAACCAAUGCACUCAUCAACUUUGUUCUGACUUUUUAAUGAAGGAACUGGAAUGGAGGGUGUUUGUUUUUUAAAAUUUUUAACCAAUAAACUAUGAAAGGGUAAUCAAAAAUUAGCGAUUAGUACGAAUGAUCGUAGAUAGUGGUAUGGCAGCUUUUUUCUGUCGUGGCAACAGGAAAAUAAACAUUGAAAUUUGCAACUACUAGUGUUAAUAGGAAUUGAUAACUAAAGCGAUAUCCCCACGGCGAGUGUUUUUAUUGCGAUGGCCCUUGAAGAAACACAAGGGCUGUACUUAGUGUACAGCGUAGUUAAGAAGGGGGCUAAAUCGGGUUGUAACUAGGAAGUUGUAAUGGAAAUUAAAUGGCAGAACGCACGAAAAAUAAGCCCAUGAAAAUUAAAACAAGCUUCGCUAGAGAGUGAUUUCGAUAAGGGAAGGUAUGAUAAAAGCGUCGUGUAACUAUAAUGAAAUGGAUCUACGAAGUGUGGAAUAUUAGUAGUUAGGUUUUACGAAUUUUUUUCGCCACCAUUUCGGCGCCAUACGAAGUGUCGCGUGAAAACUGUUGGAGAUGAUUCAGAACCUUUCGUUUCGAUGUGCAACUGUGCAUAACAGCAACCGAAAUUGUUUGUCUUCUACCGGUCGCCUUUUAUUGUGUGUUACCAAUUGGUGAUUUCCUUCACGUUGUUUAGAUUGAUCACUUGUAUUUGUUUGUAUCGAAGGGACGUGUAGACAAACGAGGAUAUAAUCGCUAAGCGAAAACUGUACUGUAUUUUUUGUUCCAACUGCCAGUCGUCAAUUUUCUAAGCAAAUAAUAUACGCACAACACAAUGUGAAAAAAUGAGAAAUUUACAGUGUGAUAAACUGUUGAUAUAGCGUCCAAAUUAUCCAGAUCAGGAUUUUAUUUGAGUUCAUCCUUUUAGUUGGCCCAAGGUUUUUGUUUGCCACAGAAAUGGAGGCAAACAACGAAAUGGGUUUACGAAAAUUUACGUUUAGAUUUACUUUGGUUAGAUUUCACAAUUCCAUAUAGAUCAGAAAAGCAUACAACAAAUGAUAGCGGAAUUAAUGAUAAAAUCAAAGUUAUGUAUACGAAUGGUACACAGACCAUCUAUUUGUACAUAAUGUUGUGUUUUAAAAAGCGCUGAACUGAUCCCUAAAACGUGUUCGUUCAGAGGAGAAAUCAAAUUGCUGGCGUUUGUUCUUCAUUGAAUAGAAGUUUUUUAAAGCUAAAUUUAGAGAUCGUCUAUCAAUCUCAUUGCUUUCGAUCGGUCCAAACGCUAACGAAUGUUCUUUGAAAAAAACUAUCAAGCCACAGGAAACAGGUGUUGUAUAAUUUGUAUUCCCGCUCAGUACCAUGCACAUGUUAAAGAUGAAUGUUUAGUUAGUAAUCCUUUUUUCCCUGGAAAUGAAUGUCACCACGUUGCGAUAAUGUUAACUUAUGUUUAAAUAAAAUUACCAUGGGAAGAUACUAA